This is a messenger RNA of Oncorhynchus kisutch (coho salmon), 5832 nucleotides long. Its product is annotated as serine/threonine-protein kinase 38. The record is from RefSeq and is a predicted model, not a curated record. Gene Ontology annotation, molecular function: protein serine/threonine kinase activity; ATP binding. Gene Ontology annotation, biological process: protein phosphorylation. NCBI's taxonomy places the organism in Eukaryota, Metazoa, Chordata, Actinopteri, Salmoniformes, Salmonidae. The transcript has 14 exons. The coding region runs from base 919 to 2415 and encodes 498 amino acids.
GGAAUAAUGUGCUUUCAAAACAACGUAGAACUAGGAACUCUCAGAUAUCUGACUUUAGUGCUUGGGAACUCGGGAAAUCUAGCUCAGACUGGGAAAAAUCGUUUUGAAUGGUCAUCCAACUCAGAAUCCCAUGUUGAAUCUCUCCAAACAAACAAACUGCUGCCUAGCACGCCCACAAGCAAGCCACUCAAAUCACUAGACUCGUUUUAGUCAGAGUUAGGGUUUUGUAUCAAUGCUACUUCAAAAAUCAGUGUAACGUCUCAAAGAAAAUCUGGAAUGUCAUGGAGGAAAGAAGCAUGUUUUAAGACUCAAAAAGAUAUUGAAGUGGAACGUUUCCUGUAUGGAUUUUCGUAGCCGGGCACCAAUCAAGUGGGUUAUUUCUGGGGUGGCGCAAGAAAUAAAGGCAGAGGAUAUUACGGAAGACACCGAUGGAGUGGUUGGUGCAUGCUGACUGACCUGUAUGGUGGACGGAGGAAAGAAAUUCACUUCAUCCAUGCUACUGUUCUUUGAUGAAGAGUCUCUUCCUUCUCAUAUAAAGUUAGGAUUCAUGAGAUACCCUGUAAGAGCUUUCGUGCACAAGCCCCUUCAGUGCCAUGCAGUAAAUGUAGAAGAUUUUGUCAAGUGUGUGCAAAAGGGAAGAGUGUCGUAUGCCAGAUGAAGUGAAAUGUUGCAACUGUGGAGGUGAACAUGUGCCUGAAUUCCUGGACUGCCCUGUUAGGGUGAAGGAGAAUGAGUUGGCAAUGGUAAGAAGUGUCCAGCUUAUCUCUUAUCUGGAGUCGGUGAGAAGAUGGGAUGGAACGAGUGGCGGAGAAGAAGCAAUGGUAGUAGAGCCACCACGACCAGUGAAGAGAUCAGCUGAGGGAUAGUGAAAUACUACAUGUUAAAAAGCUGGUGGCGGUAAUGCACCGUUAACGUUGGAUGCCAACUGCCGUUAAACCCCAUCGAAGAAGAGCCACACACAGCGGAGCAGGGAGAGAGGUCGUUCCUGCGGAGGUAACCAUGGCAAUGACGGGCCAGAGUUCCUGCUCCUCGAUGAGUAAUCACACCAAGGAACGUGUGACCAUGGCCAAGGUGACCCUGGAGAACUUCUACAGCAACCUCAUCGCUCAACAUGAGGAGAGAGAGAUGAGGCAGCAGAAGUUGGAAAAGGUGAUGGAUCAAGAGGGCUUGGUUGAUGAAGAGAAGCGUAUCCGGCGCUCCCAGCACGCCAGGAAAGAGACUGAGUUCCUGCGUCUCAAACGAACCCGCCUGGGGCUGGAGGACUUCGAGUCCCUCAAGGUGAUUGGCCGAGGAGCUUUCGGAGAGGUGCGUCUGGUGCAGAAGAAGGACACAGGCCACGUGUACGCUAUGAAGAUCCUCCGCAAGGCCGACAUGCUGGAGAAGGAGCAGGUGGGCCACAUCCGUGCUGAGAGGGACAUCUUGGUAGAGGCCGACAGUCUGUGGGUGGUUAAGAUGUUCUACAGCUUCCAGGACAAGAUGAACCUCUACCUCAUCAUGGAGUUCCUGCCUGGCGGUGACAUGAUGACCCUGCUAAUGAAGAAGGAUACUCUGACAGAGGAGGCCAGUCAGUUCUACAUUGCUGAGACAGUGCUGGCCAUCGACUCCAUCCACCAGUUGGGCUUCAUUCACAGAGACAUCAAACCUGACAACCUGCUACUGGACUCCAGGGGCCAUGUGAAGCUGUCUGACUUUGGUCUUUGCACAGGUCUAAAGAGGGCGCAUCGUACCGAGUUCUACAAGAACCUGAAUCAUAGCCUCCCCAGUGACUUCAGUAAGCAAACAUUCAAUAACAUGAACUCAAAGAGGAAAGCAGAGACAUGGAAGAGGAACCGGAGACAGCUGGCCUUCUCUACUGUGGGCACCCCUGACUACAUCGCCCCUGAAGUCUUCAUGCAGAACGGAUACAACAAGCUCUGUGAUUGGUGGAGCCUUGGAGUCAUCAUGUAUGAGAUGCUGAUAGGCUAUCCCCCGUUCUGCUCAGAGACCCCCCAGGAGACCUACAGGAAGGUGAUGAACUGGCAAGAAACACUGACUUUUCCCCCUGAAGUGCCCAUUUCGGAGAAAGCUAAGGACCUCAUCCUCAGGUUCUGCUGUGAGGAGGAGCACAGGAUCGGAGCCACUGGAGUGGAGGACAUUAAGGGCAACGCCUUCUUCGAGGGGGUGGACUACGACCACAUCAGAGAGCGACCCGCUGCCAUUCCCAUUGAGAUCAAAAGCAUCGACGACACGUCCAACUUUGACGAGUUCCCAGACUCUGAUAUCCUCCAGCCGACAGCUGCCCCUGUGGUGUCCAACCAUUCUGAGGCAGACCUCAAGAACAAGGACUGGGUCUUCAUCAACUACACCUACAAGCGCUUUGAAGGCCUCACAGCCCGAGGGGCUAUCCCCUCCUACAUGAAGACGGGGAAGAGAUGAAUCCUUCCUUUGUUUCCUCACUCACUCUACCUGCACCUCAGACUGGCAUUCAAAUGGAAUUCCCCAUGGAUCCCAGCGUCCACUCCUCUCCCAAACUCAAUUUUGGAGGUAGAAACUAAAUGACCCUAUUCAAGCUUGUUGAAUGGGUCCCUCAUAAUUGAGACUAUCCCAUGUGUCUGAUCCUGCUGAAGGGACCUUUCUCCUUCCUUUGCAGGGGACUUGUAGGGCUCUGUGUACUGUGUAGAGAAGUGUGACCUACUCCAACUCGAGUUUGUCUAUCUAAAAAAGCCAUAGUGUUGUGCUGGAAGGUAUGGACAGUGAUUGUUUUCUAUGUGAAAACUCACAUGCCAUUCCACCCCAGGAUUAAAGUUCCCAGUGUAGGAUCCACCAAUGAGCAGUCUUGGAGGUGUUGAUAUGACCUUAGUUUGGGGACCAUCUCUCGUAGAUCUCCACUAGCAUCGGUCCAACUCGGCCAAGACUGAUUCUCUAUCCUUCAGUAUCCCAAGGGACUUAACCAAGAUACCAGCAUAACCGGUCACCUUAGGGGCCAGAGCCCAUUUUCACAUCAGAAGAACACACUUGACUGGCUAUACCAGCCUUCUUCACUUCUUCCUGCACAAACAGACAUUGAAGUCUUAAAGUUUAGCUGGGUGACCACCAGCAUGGGACUAGGAUCCAAUAUGCCUCACUUUUCUGUCAAAGGGCUAGCUUUUCUCUCUUCAGUUUUUCUUUUUUCCACACACACAAUAGAAUUCCAUCUUCUUAGAAAUGAGUUCCGCCAUUAAAAACAUUAGAAAUAGUGUAAUUUGACGAACUAAUGAUGCUUUUCAGGGAAUAUAUGUCAAUGUUUUUCAUGUGUUUUUAGAGAGCACUCUACUGAAGCAUCUUGGAUGAUGGUGUUUCGGACCGGUUGCCUGUUGCAACAAGGCAACUCAUAACCAAAAACAAUGAGAGUAAUUGUUGUAACUCUUCGGUCUAAUUUGAGGGUUUCAAUGGAAUUGCUUUGUCUCCAUUUAAUUGUCACUUCCCUACUGCCAAUGGUGGAGCUGUUACAUGGACGUUGGCAAGUGUUUAUAGCAAUAGAAUCACCUCUCUUGAAUAUGAUUCCAUUUGAAAUGGAACUACCCCUUCCAGAAGCCCACCUUUUUAGGGUCUUAGUUUGACAAUCAUUAAUAUUAGCACCUUCAUGCUCUCCUUCAACUCAUUUGAUUUACCAAUACUCGUGGAUAUGCAUGUCCUUUAGCUAGAGAGCAAAAUCAAAUACAAAAAUAUGUUGAAUGUACUGAUUGAAUGCUAAAAUUUGGAGCAUGUACCAACCAUUAUUUAUGGUACUUUUCCAUGGACCUUUGGGGUAGGGGAGCUAUAAGUAAGGCCAAGAUAUUGAUACUCUUAUCUUUCCUUCUCUUUUUUUGUCCUGACCACUGGUCUGUAAGGGCUUGGUAGGUGAGGUAGCAGAGCAAGUUUGUUCUGCGGAUAUGUAAGUAACAGAAUAGAAAAGGAGCAGCAUUUAGAGUAUUGAGACACACUCAGGCUCUGUGACCCUAGGUUAGGGUCAUUAACACACCCUUUCCACUUCCUGUCGUAUCUAUAGUUCCGUCUCUUCCUGUUGCUUGGCUAUUUCUUAGCAAGAAUACUUUAAACAUUACAUUUGUCUGACGUUUUGUGUCAAGGAUAUGCCACCUGGUAUGUCCUUACUUUUCAAGAGGCUAAGAGGUGUGAGUGAGAAACUCGACAUUAACUCUGUAAACGGGGCUAUAUGUGACUCACUGUUCUUAACACAAUCCCAAAUGCUGUCAUUUGAAUGGAAUGUAAUCCCAAGGUGUAGUUGAAGAUGAAUUUAAUGCCAUGUUGAUUCCCAAAUGCUGUCAUUUGAAUGGAAUGUAAUCCCAAGGUGUAGUUGAAGAUGAAUUUAAUGCCAUGUUGAUUCCAAAAUGCUGUCAUUUGAAUGGAAUGUAGCCUAAACCACAGGAGUGGUAGGUUUGUCACACGUUGAAGAUGUCUGGUAUUUUGUUAAAUAUCUGUACGGUGUUCUGGGUAGUUCAGACUACUUGAUUUAAUAUCCAGACUUUUUUUUGUAGUUUUUACGACUGAGCGACAGAAUUGAUUUUGAGACUGGUCUCACCUUUUACUGAUGCUUGGUGCCCGAAUGAUCCUGUGGUAAUGCCGGGUUGAAAAAGUAUUGGGCGGAUGACUUGGCAAAGUGCGAAUAACGGUUUGGAAUAUUUGUAUUUUAAAUGUAUGCUGCUUGGUGUGUGAGAUUUGCAUGUCUUUAGAGGAAUGGGUGAUGUGCUCAGUAAAAAUAAGAUGCUGGAAUAUGGUGUGCUCGAUUAACCAACACUGAUAAGGUGGGUGCUCUUUUGUAGAUGUCAUCCAACUGUGUGUGUGUCUGCUGUUAUUUCCCCCAGGCACACAAGGUGUGGGAAACAGGAUGUACAAACCUUUUUAUAGGGAACAUUCAAUCAAAAGUAGGGGGAGUUGUAUUUAAUCCACUGUGGUGUGGGGUUUCUAUUGUAUAUUUUCUGCCAUUUCACAUUGAAUAACUGCACUUAAUGUCUGUGGUGUUUCCGUUUGUACAGCAAAAUAAUGGGCCGCUCUGAAAUCUAUUUGUUUUGAUGGGUGAGGGAAUGUCAUUUCACUGGUUGAAUGAGCAAGCUAGCCAUGUGCAGGAGUUACAUUUUCUUCUGGAAAUGGUUUUAUCUGACAAACUAAAUUAGGUGGAAUAAUGUAAAUGGUGAAGAAAGGUCUUAAUUAAAUAUUCAAACAUCCCUUGCUCCUCAAGACUCAUUAACACCCCUUCGCCAAGAGCAAUGUUUUCAUCCAAACGGGAGAAGGGUGAGGUUGUCAUUUUUAAAAAAAAUUGACCAAAGCGAAUCCUACACUGCAAACGGGACUAGGAGUAAAGUUAGCAGGACCCACCAGUUUCUCAAGCCCCAUCAUGUAAAGUCACCCAGUCAUUGCUCCGUCAUCUCUCAAUAGUGCAAAGCAGUUCUUACAGGGCUGUUGUCAUGCAUGCAACCAUUUUAAACAGCGUAAACUAGUCUUUGUGUAAUAGAUGGCACAUUCCACCUGUGAAAACUAACAUGGUUUUCAGAGAAUUGUUCAGUGUUCCUCAAAGGUGCUACUAGGCAGCAUCUCUGGUUAGAUUUGGAAGCUAGUAGCCUACUACCAUAGAGGCUUAGAAACUACAUGGUUGAGAUGUGCAUUUCACCAUGUAUCCUUUCAGUAUGUUAACCCACUGUUAAGGCAGAAAGUGGCUAAGUUGUGUGGAUAUUGGUUCUCCAGUUAGUUCAAAAGGCACAUUUAUUUUGCCAGUCAAUGGCAGAAUGCUUGUUUCACUUCUGGUAGAAAUACUCACCUCCGCUAUUAUGGUGGUAGACUUUUAACAGCAUUAAAUAAAACACCUAGGACUAUGUUGAA